AUGGGUUCAUUACCCGCAGGACGAGUAACCGUUUCUAAACCAUUUUAUCACACCGGUAUGGAUUACGCCGGGCCGUUGUUGGUGCGUGAGGGUAAGCGGCGCAAUGCUCGUCACAAUAAAGCGUACGUAGCAAUAUUCGUCUGUCUAGCAACAAAGGCGGUUCAUAUCGAGCUUGUGAGCGACCUGACUUCCGACGCCUUCAUCGCGGCACUAAAGCGCUUCGUUUCACGCAGGGGCAAGCCAGCGUGUUUGUAUUCCGACAAUGGCACCAAUUUUGUGGGGGCUAAAAAUCAAUUAAGAGAUCUCUACGAUGCAUUAUUGCGCGAUGACUUGCAACCAGAUAUCAGGAACUUUCUUACGCAGCAGGAAACUUCCUGGAAGUUUAUUCCGCCUCACGCCCCACAUUUCGGUGGGCUGUGGGAGGCGGCCGUUAAAUCGGCAAAAACCCAUUUGGGUAGAAUCGUUGGUCAAGCGCGAUUGACAUUCGAGGAAAUGCAGACCGUGUUGUGCGAGGUAGAGGCGGUCUUAAACUCGCGGCCCAUAACGCAGUUAAGCACGGAUCCGAAUGACUUGAUGUACCUUAGCCCCGGACACUUUUUGGUUGGCACCCCUCUGAAUAGUUUCCCUUCUCGCGACAUAUGCGAUGUUAACGAGAAUCGUCUGGUAAGAUGGCAGCGCAUAGAGCAGCUUAGGCAACACUUUUGGCGCAGAUGGAGUACGGAGUACAUACACUCUUUACAGGAGCGCCAGAAGUGGAAGAUCAAUAAGGGUCGACAAUUAAAGAUGGGCCAACUAGUGCUAUUGAAGCAGCAAGGCUUAACUCCAUUACAUUGGUUGCUAGGUCGAAUAAUACAGGUCCAUGCGGACUCUGAAGGUAAUGCGCGCUCUGCCACUAUCAAGACGGCCUCGGGUAGCGUAGUUAGACCACUGUCAAAAAUUGCGAUACUACCCAUCGAGACUUGA
Molecule: messenger RNA, 963 nt
Organism: Vollenhovia emeryi
Lineage: Eukaryota; Metazoa; Arthropoda; Insecta; Hymenoptera; Formicidae
Exons: 1
Coding region: 1-963 (320 amino acids)
Biological process (GO): DNA integration
Molecular function (GO): nucleic acid binding
Source: RefSeq, a predicted model, not a curated record